Molecule: messenger RNA, 1809 nt
Organism: Drepanopeziza brunnea f. sp. 'multigermtubi' MB_m1
Lineage: Eukaryota; Fungi; Ascomycota; Leotiomycetes; Helotiales; Drepanopezizaceae
Biological process (GO): aspartyl-tRNA aminoacylation
Cellular component (GO): aminoacyl-tRNA synthetase multienzyme complex; cytosol; cytoplasm
Molecular function (GO): RNA binding; aspartate-tRNA ligase activity; ATP binding
Source: RefSeq, a predicted model, not a curated record
AUGGCCGAUUCCACGAAAGAUACUUCUUCUGUCCCCAAGGACCCCGCGCUGACCCCAACCCCGAGCACCACCGUUGCCGAUUCCUCGAGCUCGCAGGCCGCUGCUGCUCCCAGUCCCGACGGCGCAGCAGAUGCCCCCUCCAAGAAAGGUGCCAAAAAAGCCGAAGCCAAAGCCAAGAAGGAAGCGGAGAAGCUGCGCAAGCAGCAGGAGCGCGAGGCCCUCGCUGCGGCGUCGGCGGCCUCUUCUUCCUCUGAAGAUCUAGCCAAGGACAACUACGGCCAGCUGACGCACGCGACGCCGCGGAUUGCUGCCGGACAGGUACAUCUGCGCGAUCUGGGGGAGGGUGAUGUGGGGAGGACGGUCAAGGUCCGGGCGUGGAUCCAGAAUGCAAGGAUGCAGGGUGCGAAGAUGGCGUUUGUGGAGUUGAGGGAGGAGGGCGGAUGGACUGUCCAGGGGGUUGUCGCUGUUGGGAGUGCUGCUGGGGCUGGUGAUCAGGAGGGGAAGGGGAAGGGAGAGGGGGAGGUGAGCAAGCAGAUGGUCAAGUGGAUUGAGGGGCUCAAGCUCGAGAGCUUUGUGUCUGUAGAGGCCAGUGUGAAGAAGCCCUUGGAGCCGGUCAAGAGCUGUCGCGUCAGUGGGCUUGAGCUGCAUCUGAGUAAGGUGUUCUUGGUUGCGGCGGCGCCGGAGAUGCUGGGGCUGGGAUUGGGCCCGGCGAGUAGAGCUGUCGGCAGUUUGGCGGAGGAGGAGAGUCUGGAGGAGAAAGCGCAAGCUUUGGCCGUUACAGAAGGCACACCCAUCGCCUCUCUCGCGACGCAUCUCAACAAUCCAGCUAUGCACAAGCGCGCGCCUGUCAGCCAAGCUAUCGCCGAUAUCCGCAUUGCUGUUGAGGAUCUGUUCUGCGAUUAUCUGCGCUCGCAGCGCUUCAAGAAGUUCCAUCCCCCUAGCUUGAUCGGUGCUGCGUCCGAAGGCGGAGCCAACGUCUUCAGGUUGCCGUACUUUGGAGAGGAGGCAUACCUUGCUCAGUCACCACAAUUCUACAAGCAGUUCGAGAUUGCGGGUGGUAGGAAGCGCGUUUACUGCGUUGGUCCGGUCUUCAGAGCCGAGAACUCCAACACGCCUCGACACAUGACUGAGUUUAUCGGCCUCGAUCUGGAGAUGGAAAUCGAAGAGCACUACCACGAAGUCCUCCACAUGCUCGAAGCCGUGCUCCUUCACAUCUUCAAGGGCCUGACCGAGCACCACCGCGAGGAGAUCGAACUCAUCCGCUCCGUCUACCCGUCCGACGAGUUCCUGCUCCCGGAACCCGGCAAGGAGGUACGGCUGACGUUCGCUGAAGGCCAGGCCCUGCUCCGUGCCGAAGGUCCCCCCGAGUUCGCCCACGUCUCGGACGACGAAGACAUGUCGACGGCGCAGGAGAAGGCCCUCGGCGCGCUGGUGCGCCAGAAGUUCCACACGGACUUCUACGUCCUGGACAAGUUCCCCGUCGGUGCGCGCCCCUUCUAUGCCAUGCCGGACCCGGAGGACCCGCGCGUGACGAACGCCUACGACUUUAUGAUGCGCGGCCAGGAGAUCCUGUCGGGCGGGCAGCGGCUGCACCUGCCGGCCGAGCUGGAGGCCACGAUCCGCGCCAAGGGUCUGGAUCCCAACCAGCCCGGUAUCAAGGAGUACGUAGAUGUGUUCAAGAGCGUGGGUGUGCCUCCGCACGGCGGCGGCGGUAUCGGACUGGAUCGCGUGGUGGCGUGGUAUCUGAACCUACCGAGUGUGCAUCUCGUGUGUGAUUAUCCGCGGACACCAAAGAGGUUGAGUCCUUGA